GAGAAAGAAGACUUUGAUGGUUUUAUCACUACACGACGCCCAGGAACCAAGUAGAGGCCUUUAUAAAAGAGGAAGUACAGAAAUACAUCUUACAGACAACAAAGAUAAAGCACGGAAUAUACUCAAGAAAAAUGUUGAAGACAUCAAAACCUCUGAGUCAAGCUUUAUAUGAUGCUACAGAGAAAGUAAAAAAACAGAGUGGAGACCCAGACAUGUGGCUGAAGGAAUUUUCCAGUUUUCUAAAAGAUCAGCUAACAUUCAACAACUUCUGUUGUCAAAACUUCAGUGACAUAAACAAUUUUGACUUUCUUAAAGAGGAGACAGAGAAAGGUCUUGUAUCUGUCAUAAAGGAAGUGAGCAAACUGUCACUGGAUAAGAUGAAGAAAUUCAGGAUGAAGCCUGAUCAAAUCCUCAUCGAUCAGCUGUGUAACUGUUGCUGGGUAACGUGUCCAUUCUGUGCAGCUGUUUGCACCAACACCAUAGCAGAUCACAGCCCUGAUAAACACAAUGUCCCUUUCCAUCGGCCUUCUGGGAUUAAAGGAUGGUACUACAAAGACACUGUGGAACUGGACAUACAUUUCUGUACAACAUUAGUUGCAAGUGAUGAACGUUUCCGCCCCCAUCAUGGUUCAGAUGAGCGUAUUCCUUAUAAAGAGUAUCAAACGGCUGGGGAGGAGUAUGCUACAUGGCAGAUUACUCCUGAUGAGUCUAAACUGAUUUACUGGAAAUGGUUUGUCUGUCGAUUUCAAAAACAACUGGAAGGCCACUACACAUUAAAAUUCCAGGGAAGAGGAGAAAUUCCCAAUGAGUGGAGAACCUACAGUAAACAAGAAGCUAUUGAAAGUCUGGAUGAAAUGUACAAUCUGUGAGUGAGCCA
This is a messenger RNA of Etheostoma spectabile (orangethroat darter), 877 nucleotides long. Its product is annotated as interferon-induced very large GTPase 1. Lineage: Eukaryota; Metazoa; Chordata; Actinopteri; Perciformes; Percidae. The record is from RefSeq and is a predicted model, not a curated record. Bases 132 to 869 code for a protein of 245 amino acids. The transcript has a single exon.